This is a messenger RNA of Hippocampus zosterae (dwarf seahorse), 19749 nucleotides long. It is a transcript of the gene obscnb, whose product is annotated as obscurin, cytoskeletal calmodulin and titin-interacting RhoGEF b. The record is from RefSeq and is a predicted model, not a curated record. The transcript is spliced from 74 exons. Bases 176 to 18661 code for a protein of 6161 amino acids. Gene Ontology annotation, molecular function: guanyl-nucleotide exchange factor activity; protein binding. Lineage: Eukaryota; Metazoa; Chordata; Actinopteri; Syngnathiformes; Syngnathidae.
AAAGAAAAAAUAAGUCUAGUCAAGCGUGCACCACAGUGCACUGGGGAUGCUGCAGCACUCUGAAUUUCCAACCAUUUUAAGGAUAUUUAAUUUCAGAGAAGACAUUUUUGGCGGUUGGAAUUUUUGAGCCUUCCAUGACUGACUGAUCCAGCAAAGAAGAGUCAAGGUAUAAACCAUGGAUCAAAAUUUGUUCGGAGGGGCCCCUAGGUUCCUCACCCGGCCCAAAGCGUUCGCCAUGUGUAUCGGCAAGGACACCACGCUGAGCUGCACCAUUGUUGGCAACCCCACACCACUUAUCACCUGGGAGAAAGAAAAGCUGAAACUGACAUCCGGGGGCCGCUUCAAGACCGUGGAAGAUGGGGAUGUCUACCGUCUGACCAUCUAUGACUUGGCGCUGGAAGACAGCGGUCAGUACCUGUGCAGGGCCAAGAACAGCGUCGGGGAAGCCUACGCAGCCGUGACCCUCAAAGUGGCCCUCCCAGCAGAGAUGACUCCAAGAGCCCCUGUUUUCAUGCUCAAGCCCACAUCGGCACGUGUGGGUUUGGGGGGCGAUGCCGUGUUCCACUGCAGAGUAGUCGCUCACCCUGAAGCCAACUUCGACUGGGAGAAGGACGGACGCUACCUGGGCGAGACCAACCGCAUCAAGAUCAUUUCGGAGAGCGACAGCAGCAUUUUAAAGAUCCAGAGCGUGCGCAACCUGGACAGCGGAACGUACAUCUGCAGGGCCCAGAACACUUUGGGCCGGGCGCACGCCGCCGCCAUGCUGGUGGUGGAUGCCCAGGAUGCGCACCAACUCGCAGCGGAAACCCACACCUCCCUCCUUUCUCACCUCCAGAAACGUAAAGAAGAAAUGAAGAAGGACAUAUCUGUCUUUCGUAACGAGGAAAGCGCCGCCUCGGAUAAAAUCACAGACAGUCUGAGUUCCCUUAGUCUGGAGCACGAGGUGAGGUCGUCGGUACUGGCAAAACUGCCAAAGGGUGUGUUCACCCGCACCUGCACCGUGACGGAGGGAAAACACGCCAAACUCAGCUGCUUCGUGACGGGUCACCCCAAGCCUCACAUUAUCUGGAGAAAGGACGGAGCAAAUAUCAGCGAGAGCCGCCGCCACGUCAUGUAUGAAGACCAGGCAGAGAACUUCAUCCUCAAGAUCCUGUACUGCAAGCAGGACGACAACGGUUUCUACACCUGCAAUGCCACCAAUAUGGCUGGUCAGACCUACAGUGCUGUGCUGGUAACAGUCAAGGAGCCAAAGGUGCCGUUCAGGAGGAAGCUUCAAGAUGUGGCGGUCCAAGAGAAAACGUCGGCCACGUUGAUGUGCGAGGUGCCGCUGACUGGCAGCAGGGCUGACUGGUUCAUGGAGGAAACGCGCUUGGAGCAAAACGCUAAGUAUCGCAUGGAGGAACAAGGCACCCUGCGUCGGCUCACCAUACACAACGUGACCACCAACGAUGAUGGCGUUUACAUCUGUGAGAUGAAGGAGGGCAGCCGCACGGUGGGCGAGCUCACCGUCCUGGGCAACAUUACGAAGAAGCUUCCGCGGAAGACGGUCGUUCCCGUCAGCGACACUGUCAUCUUCUGCGUGGAGCUGGAGCAGCCCUGUCCGGACGUCUACUGGACCCGCAACGGCGAAAAGCUGAAGGCGGAUUCCCGGAUUUCCAUCGCUUGCCUGCACCGCCAGUACACGCUGACCAUUCGGGAGUGUCAGGCGGAUGAUUCAGGAGAAGUGGCCUUUGUAGCUGGAGACUGCAAGACGUCCACUCGAUUCUCUGUCACCGCGGCAAGGAAGCAUCCUCCCGAUCCCCCAGUCGAUGCUGUGGUGCAAAACAAGACGGACUCAUCCAUCACCCUGCGGUGGUCUCCUCCAGACAGUGGCCGCCCCGUGCCCAUCAAGAGUUACAUUGUAGAGAGGAGGAAGGUUGGCACUCAGACCUGGCAGAGGUGCAACGUUGGAGAAACGAUUUUGUCAACGGAGAUCACGAUCUCUAACUUCACAGAGGAAGCCACUUUCCAAUUCCGUAUAUCUGCCAUCAACGACUUUGGUCAGAGUGACUACCUGGAGGUACCUGGAACCUUCUACCUUGAACCCACUGCAUCAAUCAAUAAAGGCCUUGCGGACAGCACCGCAGUGUCCGGUGAAGAGUUCUCCAUUUCGGUGGAGCUCUCAGGCGUUUGCUCGGGCUCUUGGUCUCUAAAUGGCCGCUUGCUGCGAAGUGGUGGCGACUAUCUCAUCACCCGUUCCAAGAACGUGCACACGCUGCUCAUCCGAGAAGCGACUCUGGACAUGGACGGAACAGAAGUCAAAUUUAUGGGUGGAGGCUCGCAGAGCAGUUGCAUCCUAGCUGUCAAGGCGCCACCUGUCCGGUUCAUCAAUAAGUCAGAUCAACAAGAGGAGGUGUUCUGCAGCGCCCAAGCCACUGCUCAGAUGAUAGCUGAGGUGUCAGAUUAUGAUGCACAGGUGGUUUGGAUGAGAAAUGGACGGGAGUUAAAAAUGGGCAAGAAGUAUGAAUCGGUGACCGUGGACCGCAGGAGGACCUUGAGGGUACACAACGUUACAGAGGAAGACGUGGGCAUUUACGAGUGUGUUUGCGCUGAUGACAACAUUUCUAUGCGGCUUACUCUUAAAGAUGAACCUGCCAAGUUCCUAAAUAAACCCAGAGGUCCAAUGGGCCUGUUAUCCUCACUCAAAGGAGAUCUCGAGCUGAGCUGCGACGUUUCUCCUGCUAGCACGGCGGUCACAUGGAAAAAAGACCAGCUGGAGAUCUUCGAGGACCAAAGAACUACCAUCAUCUCCAAAGGUACCCAAAGGAAACUCAGCAUCAAAAAUGCAAAAAAAAGCGACGAGGGUCACUACUGCUGCGAGACGGCCACCGACAAAAUCACAUUCCAGGUUAAGAUUAAAGAAACUCAAGCCCAGCCUGCCUUCUCCAAAAAGGAAUUGGUGCAGAGGGAAUUAAAAGUGGCUCUCUCCCAAAAAGCCAGUCUCAGUUGCACAGUUUCAGACAGCAAGACAGACGUGAAAUGGUACAAACACGGCAAGCUGCUCGUCUCCAGUCCAACUCUUUACACGGAAGUCAAAGGCAAUCACCGCCAACUGGUGAUUGAAAAGGUCGAGAAGAGUGAUGCUGGAGAAUAUACUUGCGAGGCUGGAGGAGAGAAGCUGGUCUUCAAAAUUAUUGUGCCUGACUCCCAGGCGGCCUUCGUUAACAAAGAAACAGUCCAGAGGGAGGUGAAAGCCGUUCUCUCCGAGAGAGCCACUCUGAGCUGUGAAGUGUCUGAUUCCACCAGGGAAGUCAAAUGGUACAAGGACGGGAAGCUGCUGGUCUCUGGGAAGACAACACAUGCCGAGACAAAGGGGAAGACUCGCCAGCUGGUGAUCGAUAGCGUGGAAAAGAAGGAUGCCGGGGAAUACACGUGUGAAGCCGGGGACGAGAAGCUCGUCUUCCAGAUCAAUGUGACUGAGCCUCCACCAGCCUUCGUCAACAAAGAAUCCGUCCAAAAGGAGGUGAAAGCAAAUGUAUCCCAAAAAGCCACUCUCAGCUGUGAGGUUGCUGACUCCAAGAUAGAGGUGAAAUGGUACAAGGACGGGAAACUGCUGGGCAGUAGUGAGACAAAAUGUGUAGAGUCCAAGGGGAAAAGUCGCCAGCUGGUAAUCGACAGUGUGGAGAAGAAGGAUGCGGGAGAGUACGUCUGUGAAGCCGGUGCUGAGAAGUUGAUCUUCAAGCUCCAGGUGGCAGAUGCUCCCAGUGUUUUCACGAACAAGGACUCUAUCCAGAAGGAGGUGACAGCCAUUUUUUCCAAGAAAGCCACAUUGCGCUGUGAGGUGGCCGAUUCCAAAAUUAAGGUGAAAUGGUACAAGGAUGGCAAGCUGCUAGCCUCGAGCGCUGCAGUGCACAUGGAGUCAAAAAGCAGGAGUCGGGAUCUGGUGAUAGAGAAAAUGGAGAAAAAGGAUGUUGGGGAAUACACCUGUGAGGCUGGAUCGGAGAAGAUUAUAUUUAAUCUGAAGAUGGCAGAAGUGCCUGCCAAGUUCCAGAAGAAGCUCGUCAAGGACACCUGCAUCAUUCAGGCCAGCGAGCAGAUUGUUUUGACCAGCGAGCUGACUUCAGAAAGCAGCAGCGGCGUGAGAUGGUUUAAAGAUGACGUGGAGCUCAAGGAGGGCACCAAGUACCAAAUGAAAAAAGAUGGUCUUUCUUGCACACUCAUCGUCACGUCCACUGAAUCCAAAGACAGUGGUGUGUACUCCUGUCGGACUGCUGAUGAUAAACUGGAGUUCAAAGUCCAGGUCAAAGACAUAGCUGUUAACUUUGUUGUCCGGUUGAAAGCCGUCACGGUCGACUUGGGGGCCGAUUUAAAUCUAGCGUGUGAGUUGAACCAAGCUACAGGGGAUGUUCUAUGGCGGCGCAACGGUUCUGAGCUUAAACCUGGAGGCAGGUUGUGCAUCAAGACAGACGGCGUAAGGCGAAUCCUCAUAGUGACUGGCAUGACGAAGGAAGAUGAAGGCGAAUACAGCUGUGAAUGUAAAAAUGACAAGACCUCUGCCAAAGUCUCCUCGAUAGCCCCCCGAGUUGUGAGGCUGACUUCCAAGCUGAACAACGUGGCCGCAAUGGAGGGCAAAGAUGCCAUAUUCAAGUGCACCGUCACCCCGGCGGACGCACGCGUCAAAUGGUUCCACAACAAUGUUCCUGUCGCUCAUGGCGCCAAGUAUAAGAUUGAGCAUGGUGGCAACACCCACUCGGUCGCCGUCACUUGUGUCACCCUGAAGGAUGCGGGGGAGAUUAGCAUGGACGCCGAAGGGAAAAGCUGCAAGGCGACGCUUCAAGUGCAACGUGAGCCAGUGACAUUCAAGAAGAAGCUGGAGAAUAUGACAGCGGAGGAGCAGAGUGAGGCAAAGCUUGAGGUGGAGCUGAGCAAGCCGUCAGACGAAGUGCACUGGAUGAAGAACGGCGUCAAGUUGCAGACUUCAGCAGGUGUGGAGGUCCGGGUGGAUGGCGCUAAGCAGGCGCUGGUCUUCAAGAGUGUGACUUAUGCCGACCGCGGCAUCUACUCGUGCGAAACCCUUGAUGACAGAACCCAGGCCAAGCUCACCGUCGAGAUGAAGAAAAUUGAGCUGAUCAAAGGUCUCACGGAAACCAGGACACAUGAGAAACAGACGGUAAGCUUCGAGGUGGAGCUCAGCCAGGCUGAUGUCGAAGGCUCGUGGACCCGGGACGGCAUCAGGUUGAAAUCAGAGCCCAAUGUCCGCAUCACAGCUCUGGGAAAAACGCACGGCCUUACCUUGUCAAAUCUGACGAGAGAGGACACGGGAACCAUCGCCUUCCUGGCGGAAGGGAUCCGGACUUCCUGCAAACUCAUUGUUACAGAACCCCCUGUUACGAUCUCAAAGCCCAUUGUCGACAUCAGCGUUGCUGAGAAGGAGAAGGUCACUUUGGAGUGUGAAGUAUCAAGAACAAAUGCAGAUGUAAAAUGGUUCAAGGAAGAUGUACAGCUGAAACCAGGGAAAAAUUACAGCAUUCAUUCUUUGGGACGAAAACGCACCUUGAUCAUCAACAAAUGCACCCCCGAAGAUGCAGGCACUUACAUCUGUCAAGCGGCCGACGACAGCACCCGCGCCAAGAUCACUGUCCACGCCAGAGAUGUUAAGAUUGUGAAGAAGCUGGAGGAUGUGGAGGUAAUGGAGAAGGAGAGCGCUGCAUUUGUUUGCGAGGUUUCACAUGACGAAGUGGAGUGCCAGUGGUACAAGGGAAGCUCCAAACUUAGAGUCAGCGACAACAUCAAGAUGAGACAACAAGGCAGGACCUAUGUGUUGCUGUUUAAAAGCGUGUCCGCGGCAGAUAUAGGUGAGAUUAAAUUUACAGCAGAGGAGGCCUCGUCAUCUGCACAACUAAAGAUGAAAGAGCUGCCCGUCAAGUUUGUGAAGAAACUCCGAGAUAAGAUAGCCAUUUACAAGCACCGUGGCCACCUGGAGUGCCAAGUGUCCCGUGCCAGUGCCCAAGUCAAGUGGUUCAAAAACAAGACAGAGUUGAAACCCGGACAGAAGUAUGAGAUCAAAAGUGACGACGUGUACCGGAAGCUCACCAUCCACAACGUGGACGCCGCCGACGAAGACACGUACACGUGCGACGCCUCUGAUGACAAGACAUCCUGUAAACUACUUGUGGAAGAGCAGUCCAUAAGCAUUGUGCGGGAGAUGAGUUCUGUGGAGGUUACGGAACCUUUCGCCGCUGUCUUCGAAGUUGAGAUCAGCAUGGAACUGGUGAAACCGCCCAUUUGGACUCUCAGCAAAGUCGCCCUGCAGGAGAACGCCGAUGUUGAGAUGGAGACAGAGGGCACCAAGCAUCGUCUCACGUUCAAAAAGACCAAAGCGUCCAUGACGGGCCCCGUGCAGUUCACGGCUGGCAAGAGCAAGUCACUCGCUCAGCUUACAGUCAAAGAGCGUCCCCUUGAGAUUGCAGAGCCCAUCAAAGACGUGAAGGCCAAGGAGAAAAGCUCUGCCAUUCUCACUUGUAAAUUCUCCAUCCCGCCAAAAGACAAAGUGCAGUGGUUUAAAGAACAGGUCGCACUGGCUAUAUCAGACAAAUAUAACAUCAAGCAAGACGCUACCAGGGCUCAACUCACCAUUCAUGGGCUGACUGAAGAGGACAGUGGCGAGUACCGCUGUCAGUCUGGACCUGCCCUGACAAAAGGAAAUCUUCUAGUUGAAGUGCGUGACAUAAAAUUCACCCAGCACCUGGCUGACACUGAAGUGGACGAAGACAGCGACGCAGUGUUCACGUGUGAGGUCAACUAUGCAGACGAGGAGGCCCGGUGGCUCCUGAAUGACAAGGCACUCUUCACCAAUGAAGUCAACACCAUAACCCAUGAAGGGAAAGUGCAUAAACUCACACUUAAGAACCUGGCACCUCAAGAUGGCGGUACUAUCACAGUUUACGUCCGCAAGGUGAAGGAAUCUGUCACGCUUAAGGUUAAAGAAAAGCCUGCCCUUUUCCUCAAGUCUCUGGAUGACGUCGUCGGUGAGGAGAAAGGUUCCAUCACUCUGGCUUGUGAGGCAUCCAAACCCAGAGUCUCUCCCAUCUGGAGUAAAGAAGGCAGCCCGUUGAAAGCUGGACCCAAAUAUGAGCUCCUUCACACGGGCAAAUCUUUGGGGCUGAUCAUCAAGGAUGUGACCAAAGACGACGCGGGGGAGUAUACUUGCGAUCUGGGAACUGAGAUGUCCAAAGCAAAGGUCACUGUAAGAGAAAUUGGCAUCGGGAUCACAAAAUGGCUGAAGUCAGCUGAGGUGAACGAGGGGGAGACGUGCGCUUUCGAGUGCAUCUUGUCUCGGGAGAUCACCGACGAGUGCACCUGGACUCUUAACGGCCGAACCGUCGCAAGCGGAGGCCGCUUUCAAAUUAACAGCAAAGGACGGAAAUACAUGCUGACCAUCAAGGACGUCACCCCUGCUGAUGCCGGAGACGUCAUCUUCAGCAUUAAGGAUCUGACCUCCAUAGCAUCACUGACUAUUGAAGGAAAAGUGUCAACACUCUCAAGGGACCUGGAUGAUAUCAGUGUGGUUCGGGGUGAAAAUGCCACUUUUACCUGCGAGGUAACACAAUCAACCGCCAUUGUCAAAUGGACAAAGGAGGGCAAAUCCAUAAGGAAGAGUCAGAAGUACGACAUCAUCAAGGAAGACCGUGUUAUGAAGCUGGUCAUCCACAACGUCUCCAGUAAAGAUGCUGGAGAGUACAGAUGUGAGGUUGUCGGAGGGGCAACCGCAAAGGCCAAGCUUGACGUGAAAGAGCCAAUCCAUAAGUUCGCCAAAGAACUGAAGGACACCUUAGCGGAUGAGAAGACCUCUGCGACAAUGCAGUGCGAGACGGUUCAAAGCCCGUCUGCGGUUACCUGGCUUAAAGGGCACACGGAGCUCAAGGCUGGCGGUCGAUACGAGAUGAGCCAAAAGGAAGCCGUCUUAUCUCUCACCGUCAAACACCUUCAGGAAGACGACACUGACAUCUACACCUGCGAUGUGGGCACAGCCAAGUGCGCGGCCAAGCUGACUGUUCAGGCUCUGCCUGCCACUUUCAAAGAAAAGCUCAAGAAUCAAGAUGCAACGGAAGGGGAAACGGUGACACUUUGCUGUGAGCUAUCAAAGCCUGCAGCCAAUGUUCAAUGGAGGAAAGGCUCUGAAACUCUCACUCUUGGAGAGACAUAUGAGAUAAAGCAGCAAGAGGCAUCUUGUGAGCUUCGCAUUAAGAAUGUAAAAAUGGACCAUUGCGGGGAAUACUCUUGUCUAUGUGGGGACCAGAAGACAUCGGCGACUCUCAAAGUGAACGCAUUACCGCCAUCCUUCACGGUGAAGCUGCGGAGUCUGGAGGCCGACGAAGGAUCUAGGGUGACCCUACGCUGUGAAACCUCGAAACCUUUAGUCCCUGUUGAGUGGAAAAAGGGUGCACAGCUGCUCACGUAUGGACAAAAAUACCAGCUGAAGCAGCAGGCUUGUGAGAUUGAGCUCCUCAUCAACCAGACCGAGCCCGAGGACAGUGGAGAGUACAGUUGUGUGUGUGGGGAGCAGACAACCACGGCCUGCGUCAAGAUCAAGGCCUUACCAGUGACCUUCACAAAGAAGCUGCAGCCUCAAGAUGCCGAAGAGGGCUCCAGUGUUGCGCUACGCUGUGAGACAUCGAAACCCGGAGUGCCAGUGGAGUGGAAAAAAGAAAGACAAGUGCUAAAGUCUGGAAAAAAGUACCAGAUGAAGCAGCAAGCGUGUGUCAAUGAACUCCACAUCAGUGAAGUGUUGCCAGAAGACAGCGGGGAGUAUAGCUGUGUGUGUGGGGAGAACAACACUGCAGCUGGCCUCACCAUUAAAGCCCAACCGGUGACCUUCACGGUGAAGCUGCAGCCUCAAGAUGCCGAAGAGGGCUCCAGGGUUGCGCUACGCUGUGAGACAUCGAAACCCGGAGUGCCAGUGGAGUGGAAGAAAGGAAGACAAGUGCUGAAGUCUGGAGAAAAGUACCAGUUGAAGCAGCAGGCGUGUGUCAAUGAACUCCAUAUCAGUGAAGCGCUGCCAGAAGACAGCGGGGAGUAUAGCUGUGUGUGUGGGGAGAACAACACUGCAGCUGGCCUCACCAUUAAAGCCCAACCGGUGACCUUCAUAAAGAAGCUGCAGCCUCAAGAGGCCGAAGAGGGAUCCAGUGUCACGCUCUGCUGCGAGACGUCUAAACCUCUAGUUCCAGUGGAGUGGAAGAAGGGAAGACAAGUUCUCAAGUCGAGAGAAAAGUUCCAGAUGAAGCAGCAGGCAUGCGUCAAUGAACUCCACAUCAGUGAAGCGCUGCCAGAAGACAGCGGGGAGUACAGCUGUGUGUGUGGCGAGAACAACACUGCAGCUAGAGUCACCGUUAAAGCCCAACCGGUGACCUUCACAAAAAAGCUGCAGAGUCAAGAAGCCAAAGAAGAAUCCAGUGUUACCCUAUGCUGCGAGACGUCUAAACCUUUAGUCCCAGUCGAGUGGAGGAAGGGAAGACUCGUUCUGGAGUCGGGAGAAAAGUACCAGAUGAAGCAACGAGCGACUGUGAAUGAACUCUUGAUUUGUAAAGCAGCAGAGGAAGACAGUGGAGAGUACAGCUGCGUGUGUGGGGAGAACUAUACUGCAGCUAACCUCACUGUUAUAGCCCAACCGGUGACCUUCACAAAGAAGCUACAAAGUCAGGAGGCGGAAGAGGGAUCCAGUGUGACUCUUCGCUGUGAGACGUCCAAACCAGGAGCCUCGGUGGAGUGGAAAAAGGGAAGAAAGGUCCUCAAGUCUGGAGAAACGUACCUGAUGAAACAGGAGGCGACUGUCAAUGAACUAUGUAUUCAUGAAGCAGCGGAAGAAGACAGUGGGGAGUACAGCUGCGUGUGCGGCGACAUUCAAACGACAGCCAGUCUCAAAAUCAGAGCCCAGCCAGUAUUUUUCAAAACUCAACUGCAGAACCUGGAGAAGCAGGCAGGGGAGACAGCUGUUCUCCGCUGUGAAACCACAAAGCCCGGAGCUCGUGUGAUUUGGAGACACGGUGACAGGGUGCUGGUAUCCAGCAGCAAAUAUCACUUGAAACAGACAGGGACGCUUGUAGAGCUCGUCAUCUAUAAAUUGCGGGGAGCGGAUUCGGGAGAAAUCUCCUGUGAUACGGGCAGCCACAAGACUUCAGCCACCCUCACUGUGCGGGAAGUGGAGGUGUCCAUAGUGAAAUUCUUGGAGAGUUGCGUCGCAUGCGAAGGCGAAGACGUCCACUUUGAGUGUCUGGUCACACAUGAGGAUGCGCCGUUGGCUCAGUGGAGACUCAAAGAUUUCCCACUACAGAAUAAUGACGUGAAUGUUAUUAAGGUAGAAAGUUGUACACACAGCCUCACGCUUCGAGGCAUCACCACGGCGGACUCAGGCACAGUCACUUUCUCAGUGGGCAACCACACAUCCACGGCCUCUCUGACUGUCAUAGCCGCACCUGUUUUAUUCAAGAAGACCCUGGACAGCCAAGAGGGCACUGAGGGUGAAAAAGUCACUUUGUCUUGUGAGACAUCCAGCCCCACCUGCAAGGUGACUUGGCGGAAGGGCUCAACUCUGCUCAGCCACGGGGAGAAAUACAGCAUCCAGCAGAGCGCUGCCACUCACACUCUUGUCAUUCACAAGCUGAGACCGGAGGAUAGUGGGGAGUACAGCUGCGACACUGGUGACAAGAAAAGCGCUGCUACUGUCACUGUCAAAGAACACGUGCGUAUCCUGCGGGAACUGCACGACAUUACCGUGCAAACGGGGCAGGACGCUGUCUUCGAGGUGGAGUUGUCUCACGCCGGUGUGACCAGUAUGGAGUGGUGGCUGGCAGACAACCUCCUCCAAAACAAUGAUCUGAACCAGAUGAGUAGCGAGGGCCGAGUGCAUCGCUUGGCCCUGAAGAUGGUGACCACUGACGAAUCGGGAGAUGUUGCCUUUGUUGUGGGUGAAGAAAAGAGCGUUGCUUGUUUGCUGGUGGAAGAGAAACCAAAAGUGCUCAUUGUCGAGACGCCGCAUAAUACAGCCGCAUCGGAGGGGGAAACCGUCACCCUGGCCUGCACCAUCUCCGACCCCAAGGUGACCGUGACCUGGAUGAGAAACAAUGUGGUCAUCAAAGCAGGUCUCAAGUACGAUGUGAAGCAGAAUGGAGCCUUCCAGCAGCUUUGCAUUCACAAUGUGGUGACCGAAGACGCGGGCACGUACACCUGCAAGACCGUAGAUGAUCAGUGUGACGUCACCCUAACUGUGGAAGCUACCCCAGCGUUCUUUAAGAAGGAGCUGGAGAACCAGGAUGCCAUCGAGGGUGACGACGUUACCCUCCGCUGCGAACUAUCCAAGCCAGGGGCCUGCGUGGAGUGGAGGAAAGGAGGUGCAGUUCUUGCGCCUGGUAAGAAAUGUGAACUCUGGCAGGAAGGGUGCAUUCACGAGCUCCGUAUACGGAACCUGGAUCCGGAAGACAGUGGUUACUACACCUGUGACGCAGGAGAUCAACUGACCACUGCGUCUGUGACAGUGCAAGUGAAAGAGAUCUACAUUUUGUGCGGUCUUAAGCCCGUGGAUGUGUUUGUUGGAGAAUGGGCAACAUUCUCUUGUCAGCUGUCCGGCCAGGCGCCCGGCAAAGUGCAGUGGUGGUUGGACGGCACUUUGCUCAAGAGCGGCCCCGCGACUGAGAUAGGGCUGAGUGUGGGCCACAUCCACACACUCACCUUUAAGAACCUGGCCACAGAUGACUCGGGCACUGUCAUGUUCAAAGCUGGCAGUUUAACCUCAGCAGCCAAGCUCCUUGUCAAAGAUCCCACAGUUGAAGUGGUGAACGACAUGGAGGACCUUAGGGUGGUCGAGAACCAACCGGCCGAGUUCAUCUGCCAGUUCUCGAGGCCGGUGAAGGCCGAGUGGAAGCGAGACGGGCAGCCGUUGCAGCCUGAUGGCCGCAGGGUGGUAGUGGAGCAGGACUGGACUGUGUCUCGCUUGUACAUUAGCCGCGUGUGUGCCGGAGACAGGGGCACAUACUCCUGUGAGGCAGAGGGGACCCGUGUGGUUGCUUCGCUUCAUGUGGAAGCCAAACCCAUCAACAUAGUCCAAGGCCUGGAGAACGUGGAAACCUUUGACGGAGGAGAAGCUUUGUUUGAGUGUGCCUUGUCUCGCCCGGAGAACAAAGACUGCCUGUGGCUCCUGGAUGACAAACCGGUGAAGGAAUCUCCCAAUGCUGAGAUUGUGUCCUUUGAGAGCGGCCGUCGUCACCUGCUCCUCCUCAAAGAGCUGCGCGUUAGUGACAGCUGCACAGUCACCUUCAGGGCGGGCACGACGUCCACGUCUGCCCACCUUGCUGUCAAGGGCUGGCAGCUGGGCGUGGCAAAGCAUCUGGAGGACGUGGUGGCCGCCGUCGGUGAGAGGGUGGAAUUUGAUGUGGAGCUGACAGAGCCCGUGCUGGCGUCGGAAAUCGUUUGGUAUGCCAAUGGAGUGGAGCUCCAGCCCGGCCAACUGUGGGUCACCAGGAACGACGGAUGUCGCUAUCGCCUCAUCCUGAGGCAGGCACCGCUUAUGGCUCAACAGGAAAUAACCUUUGCAGCACGCGAUGCCCUCUCUAUGGCCAAGCUCUCCAUUAUCGCUGUACCAGACCCACCGGAAGACCCCGAGGUCCUCAGCAAGACCAAAGAAUCGGUCACCCUUUCCUGGUUCACUCCCCUACAUGACGGAGGAAGUCCCAUUCUGGGCUACAAGGUGGAGAUGAGGCUGGCAGAAAGCGCUCUGUGGCUUCCGUGCCACUCCACUCCCGUGAGCAACACCGAGUUUGUAGUGGAAAACCUCAUCCAGGGCACCGGCUACAGGUUUCGAGUGGCAGCCAUCAACAGAGCCGGUACAGGGGAGUCUGUUGAGCUUCCUCAGACUGUGCAGCUAGAAACAGAGGUCAAAGAAAUUGAGUCAGACCAACUAGGACAGCCCAGUCUUCCUCCGGAAGCCGCUGAAGAAGGAGACCUCCAUGAUCUGUGGGAGGCCUCAGCCAAGAAAAGGCGCAUGAGUCGCGAACCUACUCUGGACUCCAUCACUGAACACCCAGAGGACGAUGGGAAAGGCGGCCCAAAGAAAAUGGAGCAGAAGGAAAGCAGCGAUUCAGAGAAGAAGGAAUCAAUAUCAAAAGAGAGCGAGCAGACCAAGAAACAGACCGAGUCUGAAUUGCACACCAGCUCUGAGGAGUACCAUUCUGAUGGGUCUUCGCUUGUGUCCUACCUUAAGAAGAACAGUCAGCUUCAGUGUUCAGCCAUGGUUGAGACUUCCGACGACCGGACACAAGCCACCGAGCGCUUCUUCAAACACUUUCAGAUGACCGACCAGAAAGCGACUACACUUCAGUGGACCGAAACAAAGCAGGCAUCAACACAGGAAACUGAGAUCCUGGAGAUCAGCAAGGAAGAUGAACCUGAGCUCAGGGAAGCUGCCAUCAAGAUCCAAGCUGCCUUCAAGGGCUACAAGGCGCGCAAGGACAUGCGGCCGGUUUUCAAGGAGGUUUUCAAAGACCAGACCAAAGAGCCAAAUGGCACCAUACAUCUGGAGUGUGUGGCAGAAGGUAAACCCGAUAAGGUGCGUUGGCUGAAGGACGGAGAGCCGCUGUCGGACGGCAAACACCACCACAUCGACAUCUACAACGACGGCACUUGUUCCUUGGUCAUCACUGCCAUCACCACCAAAGACACGGGCGUGUACACGUGCGAGGUCAACAACAAGUUUGGCUUCAUCUCUCACAGUGCAAAGGUUACCGUGGGAACAGCGAGAGAAUCAUGCGGCCGGCGUCCGCUGACAGUUGGCUACAGCGCCGACAGUGAGCCAGACAGCUCGUCGGGCAGCGAGAUGGACGAGUCGCUGAGGCAGGCGAGCAGACGCCUCCGCCGGUUGCUACGUACGCGCCUCCCGCCGGAUGUGGAGGAGGAACCUUUCAUCAGCGCAGAUGAAGGAGAACUCUGCCCUCCGGAUCCUCACUCUUACCGUGAGGACGACAGGUACAUUUACAUCCGCUUCAACACGUGGUCAGAGGCGGAGGUGGCGUCCAAGAGGUUCCAGGAGAUGUUUACCAUCCGCGGAGUCCCCGUGGAAACCAGCAUCCUGGAUGCCGGACAUCUCAAAGUGGAGCUGCGGAUUAGGAAGCUGGAGUUCACACAGGAUGGCGCGGAAACGCCCACUCAAGAAAAACAACCUCCUGCGUUAUUGUCUGGAGCUGCCGCCGCUCCCGUCUUCUUGACAGAGUUACAAAAUCAGGACGUGCCCGAAGGCUAUCCGGUCAGCUUCGACUGCGUGGUGAUCGGCAAGCCUUCACCCGCCGUGCGCUGGUACAAAGAUGGCAAAGUGCUGGAGGAGAAUGACCAUUACAUGAUCAAUGAGGACCAGGAAGGCUGCCAUCAGCUCAUCAUCACUGCCGUGCUGCCCUCCGACAUGGGAGUCUACCGUUGCACGGCGGAAAACAGCAGCGGCAUUGCGGCCACCAGGGCCGAACUCAGGGUUGACAUGUCCUGCAGCUCCGAUUAUGACACUGCUGCUGAUGCCACUGAAACCUCGUCUUACAUCAGUGCCAAAGGCUACUUGUCCAGCAGGGAGACUGAGACCUUUGAGUCCGUGACAGAAGAUGAUCAGUUGCCUCAAGUUGUGGAGGAACUUCAUGACGUUCACGCUAGCCCAGGUUCACCAAUGGCAAAGAUGCAACUCAGGGUCAAAGGUUUCCCCAAACCGAGAGUGUAUUGGUUCAAAGACGGUCAUCCCCUGCACGGUUCCCAAAAGAUUUUGGUGUUAGCGCAGCAAGACCUUCACAGUCUCGAGAUCCUGGAGGUGAAGAAAGAGGACAUGGCGGAAUACUCGGCCUACAUCAGUAACGCGGCUGGUUCUGCUUACUCUUCUGCCCGGCUCAUUGUUCAAAAUCCAGGGGAGAUUAUACCUCAAGAUGCGAAAGACUCUGGGGAGUCUCUGGUGCCACCGCGUUUCCUCGAAAAAUUCUGCAACAGGAAAGUAAAACAAGGAACCAGCAUCACAUUAUCCGUCAAAGUCGAAGGAUCUCCCACUCCAAUGGUCUCGUGGCUAAAGGAGGAGUCGGUGGAGGAGGUGCUGUGGAUCAAGCCUGAUACCAAAGGAUACAAAGUAGCAAGCUCCGGUCGCCAACACAGUCUCAUCUUGAUGGAUGUUGGAACAGAGUACACCGGCGCCUACACCUGCAUUGCCACCAAUAAGGCGGGACAGUCCAUUUGUACUGCCCACCUUGAAGUGGAUGACACUCCACCACAAAAGAAAGAGACCAAGGCUUCAGAUGUUCUCGGGAUUACUGUCAAUCCACCAGAGGAAGCUGCAAAGACGGGAAAGGGCAAGUAUAACUUUGAACCACCAUUUGAUAAUUUAAUAAUAUUUGUGCAGUGUAAAUCCAGGCUCAUAGUGUUUUGCAAUUUGUUUCAAGAGAGUAAAAUGUCCUACUUUGGAGAAGUUGGCUCUGAAGAAUUCCUCAUGAAACUCACCUCCCAGAUCACUGAAAUGGUAUCGGCCAAGAUUACGCAAGACAGCACACAGAAUCAGGAAGUGCUCCAGUGGAUGAAAUCCUGGCCCAAAACGACCAGCUCAUUGCGUGUACCAGGUGCAGACAGUGACGACGACACCAAGACCCCUUCGGCUUCUCCUCACCACGGUCGCUCCCGUCCCCCCUCCCUCGUGGCUGAUUCCUCGUCUGAGUCCGAUGAAGGAGAUGCCAGGGGAGAGAUGUUCGACAUCUACGUGGCGACGGCCAACUACGACCCCAUCGUGGCCACCAAAGAAUCCGUCUCCCUGAAGGAGGGACAGUAUGUGGAGGUGUUGGAUUCGGCCCACCCGCUCAAAUGGCUCGUGCGGACCAAACCCACCAAGACGACGGCAUCCCGCCAAGGCUGGGUGUCACCUGCCUAUCUUGACAAAAAGUUCAAACUGUCUGCUGAUUCGGGUGACCUUCCUGAGACAAGUGUAGAGGAGGUGUCUGAGGGAGAAUACAAGAAGAAGUUAUUCCAGUUGAUUCAUGACAUCAUAAACGGUGAAUCAGAGUUCGUUAAAGAGAUAGACUUCUUCACGGGUCAUCACCAGAGGCUCGCCGACUCUCCUGAUGCACCGAGUGACAUCAGCGGCCAGAGGGAGGCCAUCUUUAGGAACAUCGAUGACUUGAAGGACUUCCAUUCCAGGGUGUUCCUGCCAAAGCUGAGCGAUUGUGAGACGGAUGAUGAUGUCGCCAUGUGCUUCCUGAAAAAUAAGGAAGGCUUUGAGCAGUACCUCCAGUAUCUUGUAGGUCAGAGCCAGGCUGAAAGUGCCAUCAGUGACAAAACAGUCCACCGCUUCUUCAAGGAGUACACUGAAAAGGAGCAAGCCAAUGCAGACCCAGCUGACCCGCCUGUACGCAGCAUCAACGCCUACCUGCUACAACCUCUGGACAGGAUUCAGAAGUACAAGGUCUUCCUCAAGGAGCUCAUUCGAAACAAGGCCAGAAAUGGCCAGAACUGCUGCCUGCUGGAAGAAGCGUACGCCAUGGUGUCGGCACUGCCGCAACGCUCUGAGAAUACCCACCAUGUCUCCUUGAUUGAGAACUACCCCGCCACCCUUGAAGCGUUAGGAGAGCCUCUUAGACAGGGACCCUUCCAAGUUUGGGAGGGAGCUCCUGGAAUAAGGACGUCCUCUCGAGGUCACCAGCGCCACGUCUUUCUCUUUAAGAACUACUGCAUCAUCUGCAAAUCCAAGAGAGAUAGCAACACCGAUUCACAAACAUACGUCUUUAAGAACAUGAUGAAGCUGAACAACAUUGACGUGAAUGACACGGUGGAGGGUGACGACCGCGCUUUUGAGAUCUGGCACGAACGCGAAGAUUCGGUGAGGAAGUACACUUUGCAGGCCCGAACUGUGACCAUGAAAAACUCGUGGCUGAGAGACUUCCGAGAACUUCAGCAGAGAUAUAGCAUGCCCACCUGGAGUCCUCCUGACUUUGUCGAAAUACUGGCAAACUGCACAGCCGAGCUAGGGCAGACUGUUAAACUGGCGUGCAAGGCUACGGGAGUUCCCAAACCUGCCAUCACCUGGUACAAGGAUGGACGCAUAGUUGAGGCAGACCCUCAUCACAUCAUUAUCGAGGACCCCGACGGCUCUUGCACGCUCAUACUGGAUAACAUGACAGCCCAAGAUUCGGGCCAGUACAUGUGCUUUGCCACGAGCUCAGCUGGCAACGCCAGCACGCUGGGCAAGAUCACCGUACAGGUGCCUCCACGGUUUUUGAACAAAUUGAGGAAUGCAAUUUGUGUCUCCGGUGAAGACGCUCAGUUCACCUGCGUCAUCCAGAGCGCUCCCAGUCCCAAAAUCAGAUGGUUCAAGGACGGCCGCCUACUGAGCGACCAGGAAAAGUAUGAGACCUACAGUGAGCUCCGCAGCGGAAUUUUGGUCUUGGUGAUCAAAAAUGUGACGGAUCGUGACCUGGGACACUACGAGUGUGAGUUGUCCAACCGUCUGGGCAGUGCCAGGUGUGCCGCUGACUUAGUUCCUCCAUCGGCCGCUAGCAGUGGUGAGCAGGCCAUUGUUCUUGAAGUUACCGAGCAGGAAACAAAAAUACCAAAGAAAACCAUCAUCAUCGAGGAGACAAUCACCACAGUGGUGAAGAAUCCAAGAAUGAGGAGGCACAAGUCCCCUGGCAUGACUGGCACUGGAGCCCACCGCUUGGAGAUGACCACCUCAGAGACCUCCACCAGCAGAACCAGGAGGAUGGCCGCCGCUCCCAGGAAAAGCGCGGUGCCAACCUACUAUGUCACAGAAGCUGAGGGUGCGGAGGGUGCCAGUUCUGUUGUCGCGGAGAGCAAGCCCAAUUGGGUUGAGGUGGAGGAGGUGAUCGAGUACAAGGUCAAUAAAUCUCCCAGGCUGUCUAGGAGGAGGGGUGUGUCGCCGGCCAGCUCCACCGCUCCUUCCAGACCCAAAAGAUCACCCGCGGAGAACCCGAAUGCAAACAAUUCCAAUAAUAAUCUGGUGGAGCUGGGAGCCAGCGCCUGGGAGGAUGAGGCGACUCCGUUUGGUUCAGGAGAUCCCUUUGAGAUCUCGUCUGUUCUUACCACGGCUGGGGAGGCUCGUAAAGACCCGGAGGAUCUGCAAAUCGUCAUCUUGGAACCCGAUGAUGAUAAUGAUGAAGACCUUUAUGGAAAGCAGGAAGCAAAGACACUAACACGUGGAAGUCAUGUUCUAGCACUGGAAGACUUGGAGGAUUACGUCCCAAAGGAAGGAGGAUAUGACGGUUCGACCAGCUACGGUCCUGUCGAGAAGCCUUGUGAGAUCUCCGUGCUCCAGAGGGAGGUUGGCGGCACCGCCGUGGGACAUCCGGUGCUCCUCAACGUGGGACGUCCCGUGGCGGCUCCGAGGCAUAGAAGCGGAUUUUUCUCUCGCUGUAGAGAGCAUCUAGCUGGCAAUCUUUUCUCAUCUAAUUUGCCACAAGCAAGCAGUACACAGUCGGAAAGGCGCGUCCCCAUUCAAGUGAGCGACGCCAAGCUGGAGGUGAAGCCUUCGUACUGCUCCGAGGUGCAGAGGGUGGGAGGAGGGCAGCGCAGCUUUAAAACCAAAAUAUCAACGCAGAUGUCCGGCUAUACAUCCGUGGGAAACCCUGUCACACUUCAAAUCAGCGACAAACAACAACCCCAAAACCAGUAGCUUUGUAUUCUGUUCACCACAAUCCUCCUUAGUCUUAAAUGCCAUCGGUUUGAAUCCUCUCCUAACUUUCAGAAUAUUUUCAGCUGUUAGAAACCAUUCCAUAUGACAAAAUAAUGAUUGCACGAUAAGACGCGAUCACGACAGUCAAAACUGAGCGAUCGUCACCUUCGAUUUCCUCAAACCAAACUGUGGACCUGAAACCUGACUGUUUCUUGUCACAGACACUGAAAGAAAAUAAGAUCUUGUGGAAUGACAAUCAGUAACUAUGGCAUUAGAGUGCAUACUACAUCCAUGGUACUCUUGUGCAACAUAAUACAGCACUGGUAAAAUAGGAGAUUUCCAGACCGUUAAAUUAACGACUGCUUAUGUUAGCAAAAGGUGGACACACUAGACUGGUUACUUGUCACCUUAAAGAACACAGACAACCUGUGUAGUCUACAUUCACAACGUCACUGAGUGGAAAAGGAACCCACGCCGCUUGCACGGAAUCCGUAGUGAGUGAAGCACGACACUGUCAAUGACUUCAAAAUUAAACUUUUACUCAGAAACACAACAUUGUAAUUGAGGGAAGUGUUAUACAGUUACCAUAAAUGAUAGCAUUUAGGUAUGAAUUUGCUACCUUUUAUUAGUAUUUCAUAAGAUUUCAUGUGUUGAUUUAAAUAGAAACUACUUCCAAAAGUUGAUUGGUAAAGAUCAAUACGUUUUGUAGAGGGAGACGACGAUUAGAUAGUCAACCUAAUUCAGUCAUUUGCGUGAAUCAUUUAUCAUGUUGCUACAUUUAUAGUGCAUUGAAUUGUCUGAGUCUGUUCAUGUGAUGCAAUAACGUGAGCUCGCGGGCUCUUUUUCAGUUCAUUUAAAUAAUUGACUGCAUGCUGCUUUUCCAAAGCACUGAGUAUUUCAAUUUAAUAAAGGGAUUAAAGUCCUGCUUUAAUAGGGAUUUGGAUUCUGUGUCGUUCGUAACGCUCUCAAAAGAUUGUAAUCGCUUGUACUUAAAAUGUGUUGUUUUUGAAUGGAAAACAUGUUUGCUUUCAAAUGUGUUCAAAUCUGAAAAUUAAAAAAAAUUAAAUUGUUUCCACGUUUGUAAAAGA